Messenger RNA from Schistosoma haematobium, 8633 nucleotides. RefSeq lists its product as uncharacterized. Bases 5079 to 5387 code for a protein of 102 amino acids. The record is from RefSeq and is a predicted model, not a curated record. Lineage: Eukaryota; Metazoa; Platyhelminthes; Trematoda; Strigeidida; Schistosomatidae. The transcript is spliced from 3 exons.
AGAUCAGUUGUUCAGUGGCGGGAACUGAUUGACCCUGAGAGUAGUCAUGUUUCCCAUUGAUUGGGUGUGCACUACUGCUCGCUUGGAACCUAUAGAUUAUGUUCGAAAGCCACAGGUUAUCCUACGCUUAAUUAUUGUGAUAUUAGCAGUUGUCAAUAUUGCAAUUGUACAUAACGGCUGCUAUAUUUAUGGGAAGUGCUUGUUUAAUGAAGAUCAGGCAUCUUGUGGAUAUAGUUUGCUUCUUUCUUCGUCAACAUUUAUUCUUUGCCUCGCCUAUCUUUGGUUGGAUUUAAUAGUGGACAAUGUUUCGAGCAUUGACAUACGUUUGCGAAUCGCUAAAUUCGACGUAGUAUUGUCAGGUCAUAGACGGUUAUUUUUAUGAAACAAUUUAUACCACUCUAGUGCAAAUAAAUACUUAGUUAGUAACUACAUAAUAAUCAGUGAGUGAGUGGACAAAGUUGACGUCGCAAAAGUAAGUCUAUUUUUUAUAUACCUGGAAAAAUCUUGUUGGCUUGUAUAUCAUUUGUUUACGACCCGUUGUAUUCUCCUUUAAAGCAUAAGUGUUUCCGUAAUAUAAAUUAAGUGUCAUAUUUUAUUCAGCUGGCAUUUUCCAAGUUUUGCAGUUGGGAUCGGAGCUUUAUUAUAUGUAAACCUCAGCCUAUUAAUCCGGUGCCUUUGGAUUUUAUAGGUAUUUGGUCCUUCCUAUGGUUGAUUGCGUUUUGCUUACUUUGCAACCGCUGGCAAAAUAUAGAACAAGAUUUUCUCACUCAGAACGACGUUUCACCUAAUGGACCGCGGACUGCUAUUGCAUUCAGUUUUUUCAGCAUGGUUGUAUUAGUAAGUUUCGUUAAGCUUACUUAAACUUUUAUUGGCUGUAGGUUAGCUCAGUUGUAUCAGCUUUGAUUCGGAUGUUGACUAAUAUAGCUGUUCUAUUAUUGAGGCUCAGUUUUGACUAGAUAAUUAGCUUGUUGAUUUCUCGUCCACCUUAAAGAAAACAUGGACUAUUCGGAUUGUAUUUGUAUAUAAAUAUUAAGACGGCAGGAUGAGAUUCCGUUAACCGGAAAAUUUUGUAGUAGUGUUUCAUUAAAAGGUGUAACGAAGAAAAACAUAAACCUUUUGAAUGCUGUACUUUGUAUGCUAGUAGUUGGAUUACAGCUUAUGGCAAAGUGUCAUCAAACUUGUGAACCUCAAGUCAGGAUUGCACAAUAACCCAAUUCUCUCGUAAAAGUCCUCCUAGGAAUCUCAUUUUACUCGUCUGACUUUUUUGAAGUAGAUCUAAGGAGGGAGUCGAUGAUGUAGUUAGAAUACGCAGAUAAGCCAGCCGUGUUUAGUGAAGACGACAAAAUAUAUCCUGAUUGUCUUGAACUACAAUGCAAACGUGUUUAACAUGUAUUUCACAUCCUCGAAAUACAAAAUUUUGCUUUAAUACCAAUCUGCAUUGCUGCCUAAAUUGUUAAUAGGAAUUGAAGUACCUGAAUACGUUCACUACUUGGUUUGAAAGUCCCGUCUGCCCUAGUGUAUUUUUGGUAUCUGAUGAAACCUUGAUAUAGAUUCAGAGAUCUCACUCGGCUUUUGCAAACGUACGUUACUUGUGAUGUAUGCUAGAUAUCCGUUUACCAACCAAAAGACAAGUAUACUCCACAGCAGUCAGCUCUGUUUUACUGUGUGACCAUGUUUCGUGUGUUUUUGAUGAUUUGUUAAAUUUUCCUAUUGUUAAAAUCAAUGGAUAGAAUGCUAGUCGAUAGACGAAUACAAUGAUAUAUGGUUUAGUAAUGAAUUCUCACUUGAACAAAUGGUUGAUUUGAGAUUCUAAAUGAUGUGAAAUUAAAACCACGACCACUAGUCAGAUGAAUGGGUUUUCUCGCGUACACCAAAUAAACAUGAUAUAACUUCAUAGGCAAUUAGAAGGAAUUAUCUUGUAGGUCAUUCAGUAUUUAUUAUUAUUUUAUUAUUUAAACACAUAAACAUUGGUACAAGGAGGCACCAAAUACAUGCGCCACAUAAAUCAUUCGAUUUGUGUGAGGGCUGGGAUACUGUACAGAUGCCCAAACCGAAGUGGGUGGUUUCCUUAAUAGGUCACGCCCGCAGCUUUUGACCUAAAGGGCUGAUCCAUAAAUGAGUGGAGCAACGUCAGGAGAUGCAGUCCCAUGGUAGUCGGUGACCAGCGACUGGUUCAUACGCCAUUUGUUCAUUCAGGAUACUGGAGCCCAUGUGCACCAUUCUUCAGUCAAUUAAUACCUGUCUGUUAGACCUACUUUUCAGAUUUCGCAUCACAUACUAUAAGACGUGGAGUUUAAGAAGAGAACGUAUUCGUAAGUUACUAGUAUUUGGUCACAAAUCCCUUCUAAAUGUGUAUGUUGUAACUACUGGACGAACAGUGCUGAUGUUAGGCUCAGGGUACUUUAUAUGUAUGAAGAAUUGGUACAUAUAUCAACUGAGACUGUUGGAACGUAUACUACAUAUGGUCACCCACCGUCUACCUCGACACGCGAUGGCUGUUGUAGGAGUAGGUUGGAAGAAGACUAUGUCAGCCAAACUAAAAUAUGGAAUCAGUUCGUGAAGUCAUUGACUGUUUAACGAAGUCAUGUACGUAUGUAUGGACUGUUUAGUUGAGGUCCUCGCGAUUAUCUUAACUAAUGGUUAGACUUUGGGUAACAUGAUUUGGAAUCGUUCAUAAUAACAGGUGCAUUCACUCCAUAUCUUUCUUGGAAUGCUAAGUUUCCUGUCCAUCUUAAAAAAUUUUCCACCAAUUCAUAUUUUCUCAAAUUACAUAACUUACAGCUAAGAUUUUCUACUACCACGUAUACUGUUGCUAUUGAUACUAUGGCUGUCGCAUAUACUGCAGCGUCUAUGCUGCUCAUAACAAACAGAUAAUCAUUUAUGAGAGGCAAAACAUCUUAGUCAUUCUAUAGUUGCUUCAAAUAUUUUUUGUUAAAUUCAAUUAAACCUAAAACGUUUGGAAUUUCACCAUAUUCAUGCUAACUUUUUGUUGAAAUAUGUGAAAAAAUUAUAAACCAGCUGUGUGGUGCUUUUGUGACUAAUUUUAUCGGGGAAAAGUGAUAACUAUGUUCACUGAAUAACACUAAGUUUGUGACUAGUUGUUAUAACUACUCUUUAGCCUCUAAUUGCUGGCUAAACUUAUUUUAAUAAGUUCUUGGAAUUUAUGUAUAUUGGUCACCACCCAUCCCAAUUCAAAUGGUGAACUUGUCAUCAGCAAUUUCGGACCUUUAACACGAUCUGGCGUGUAGCGUUCAAACUUUUGAUGAGUAUAUUACUUUAGAUUUGUUGAAUAGCAUUUCUAAAAACUAACCAAUUCGUAAUGCAGCCCAAGCCAUCACAUAAUUUCAGUACAUUCCGUAAAUCAAGGCGAAUCCGAAUUCAUUUUGUUUUAUUCACCCAUACUUUUCCAAAUGUGAUAGUGAAGUGUAGGCUGAUAACGUGCCGUCUGUUCAGCUUAGUACAUUCCUGGAUUUUUUAAUGAGUUAGACAUUCAUUUUCAUAAAGGAUUUUGCACUACAUAAAUCAAAUGACUCCACUUACAAAAUACAACAAAGUAAACAGCUAACGUGUUUGUUGUUUCUGCUUUCUCCAGUGCUUUUGUCGCGUACUCUUUACAGCUACUCUUCUUUUUCCGAACUACCUGCAGGCUUUGUACAUAGUUGAGCGAGAUUAAUUUGAGUUACUUAUGAGACGUUAAUCUUAUGUUAUGGCCUCUUACCACGUUUCUACAUCGAACUCGGUUCUGGGCAAUCCUUUCCAGUUGUUUCCACUCACUUCCCUCUUUUGAUUUGUGCAUCCAAUUCCGACGCAGUGUGUUUCCCGAUCUUCCUCUUUUCCGUUUCGCCUAAGGAUUCCAAGUUCACUUCAUCAUAGACCUACUGAUGGAAAUAAUGUUCUCAUGGACUGAAUUCUCGGGCAUUUAUCUCCUUUUAAGAGGUCCACCUAUCGACUUAGAAUACGCAGAUGACAUAGUCCUGUUUGGUGAAGACGCUGAUAAAGUGCAGUCUUCUGGUAGCACCUAGCAACAAUGCCAGAAUGUUUGAAAUGCGUUUCUCUCCCUCUAAAUGCAAGUUGUUGCUUCACGACUGGUCUGCGUCAACACCUGAACUAAGGAUAGGGAGUGAAGUGGUCGAACACGUCGACAACUUCACUUAUCUUGGAAGUGUGAUCAGCCCCAAUGCGUUAGUGUCUGGAGAAAUCUCAGCACGGAUUCAGAAAGCUCUUUUGGCUUUCGCAAACUUACGCCACCUAUGGGGUUGGCGAAAUAUCCAUCUAUCAGUUAAGGGACGAGUAUACUACGCAGCAGUUCGUUCUGUUUUACUUUGUGGCUGCGAAACGUGACUAUUAAGAGUAGAAGAUACUCGUAAGUUACUAGUAUUUGACCACAGAUGCCUUAGAAAUAUUGCCAGCAUCUGUUGGGAUCACCGGUUAAGUAAUAGUGAGGUUAUAUGCAGGAUAUUAGUGAAUGAUUAUAAAUCAGUUAAUGAGGUUGUGAAUCUUCAUUGACUGGGAUGGUUGGGCCACGUAGUACACAUGCCCAACCACCGACUACCACGACGCGAAAUGCUGACUAGGGUUGGAGACAGAUGGAAGGUUAGGGGCGGCCAAACCAAAACAUGGCAUCAGUCCAUAGAAUCACUAACUUCUAGGUUGAGUCAUGUUGGUAGAUACAGACUACUUGGUUGGUGUCUGCGUGACUAUCGUAACCAAUGGUUGGAGACUCUGGGUAACAUGGCUCAGAAUCGUAGCAUCGCAAUCACCAUUAAAGUAACUGCUUCCAUGUAUUAGGUGUUCAUCUUGUUGUGCUAAUGAGGUGUGGCAACUUGGACCGAUGCAUAUAUGGGCCUGGUUUUACUUAGUAGCUGACUGACUGAUUCCAAGUUAUCGCUUGCCUCGUGAUGUAGUUUGAUGAUUACCUCAGUGCACAUCCUAUCCACUUCCAACAUCUUUUCCUAAUUUCCUCUUGAGCUGGAAGUUGGUUCGUCCUCUCCCACAAUGGGCUGUUGUUGGUGGUAUCCGGUCAACGGAUAUUCAGUAUCUUACGUAGACAAUUGUUUAUAAAUAAUUGUACCAUCUUGAUGAUGGUUGUAUCAGUUCUCCAAGUUUCAGCUUCGUACAGUAGAACUGUCUUGACCUUCGUACUGAAGAUUCUGAGUUUGACAUUGGUUGCCAGUUGUUUCGAGUUCCAUGUGUUCUUCAGUCGUGGGAAUGCUCCGCUUGCUUUACCAAUCCAUGCUUUCAUAUCUGCAUCAGAUCCCCCUUGUUUAUCUAUAACGCUCCCAGGUAUGUUAAAAGUUUCCACUUCUUCCAGAGCAUCUCCAUCAAUUGUGGUUUGGCUGGUGCUCGCUGUGUUAUAUUUCAGUAUCCUCUUGCCUUGUGGAUGUUGAGACUUAUUGCUCCAGAGGCUGCUGCAACACUGUUUGUCUUCACAUGCAUUUGAUUCUGUGUACAGGGUAGAAUAUUUAAGUGAUCCAAGAAGCCUUGAUUGUGUAGUUGCGUCCGAGGUCUCCGUGCUUCUCUUGAGAUGUGAAGGUUUUCACAAUCCAGUCAACUACCAGAAGAAAGAGGAAAGGCGAGUGUAAGCAGUGUUGUCUGACACCAGUCUUCACGUACAAUGAAUCUGUGAGUUAUCCUUCAUGCACCACAUUGUAGUGUCGUCCGUCGUAAGAAUUUCGUAUGAUGGUGACGAUCUUGUCAAGUACACCAUAGUGUUGAAGAGGGUCGCAUAACGGUUUACUAUCGGCGCUGUCAGACGCUUCCUGGUAGUCAAUGAAGUUGUGUAGUGACGAUAAGUUCAAUUCGAUUGUUCGUUCAUCAAUGAUCCAUGGAGUCGCGAUUUCAACAGUGCACAACAAAUCCCUACGGGAUCCAGCCUGUUGAUCUCGAUGCUGUGUAUCUACUGAAUCCUUCAUCCUGUUCGGCAACACUCUGCUGAAAACUUUUCCUGGUACUAACAGUGUUAAGUUCCCUCUGUCGUUUUCACAUUUGCUCAGAUCCCCUUUCUUUUGUAUCUUGAUGACAUAUCCUUAUUUCCAGUCUGUCGGUCUUCGUUGAGCUUUUCAGUAUCUAAAAGAAAGGCUGUAUUAAACCAUUGUAAUUCUGUUUAUCCAGUUGUCCAGUGCUUCUUUAGGUUCACUCUUAUCUUGGCAAACAUCAGGUGGUGACAUGUAGCUAUAUUAACUCCCGUCUUGAUUCUCACGUCUUCUAUGUACCUUCUGAAUUCGUUAGUUAUGCAAUUAUGCUUGAUCUGGUUCUCUGUACUAUGAGACCCAUGUAGCUUUAUUUAUGCGUCUGUGGCGGAAUUAAUGUCAAUUAUAACUGUUUUGUUGGAUGUACAUUUGUUUUCAGAUCUCACCAUUCUCGUUGCUUUUUCCCAGUCCAUGUCGUCCCAUGAUAUCUUCAUACUUGGUUUUGUCCAUUCCGACUUUGGCGUUUAGGUCUCCUGGACACUCCUCUACGAUCGACUACAGCCUCUCAUACAACUGGUCUUUAUCGUUGUUACGUUCUUCAUCUGUCUAUCCAAUAAUAUACAAAAGAGAACUUGUCUCGACCUAGAUUAAGACCUUGACACUAAGCUAACUGGUUUAACCUUAAGGCUGAAAUGUGUGAGUUCAAAUUAAGAUUAACUGAUUUAGGUAGAGAGACAAAAACUAUUUUAUAACUUGAUUGGUCGACAAGCAGGAGGAAGAGACGACGAGUCAACUGGAACACUACUCGAUUUAUUCUAGAUUAUGAUUCUCAAUUCAGAUUAGUAUAAAAAGAUACAUGAAUAAAUAGAUGACUAACAUGACUACAGCGCACAAACAAUUAGAAAAACAUAAAUAUGUCCAAACUGGGCAUUAGGUUAGAAAAGUAGCGUACCAAAGACAACGUUUAAAUUACAGUAGCUCUGGACCAGAAAAGGGUAUAGCAGUGAAUUGUACAUCAAACGAAAGGUUACGGUUGAUAGAACAAAUUUGGGACAAAACUAAAUGUUGAUGCUUUGCAAGGUUUGGAUUAAAUGAAAUAACGUCCCCCAAAAAUAGAUUUCGUUGUUUAUCAUGACUUGUUUGUUUCUCUGUUCACAUCAAUUGUUUUCAUUCCUAUCAUUGGUGGGUACACAGCACUGUAUAUUAAUCAUUGUGAUCCUCUCCUUUGUUUUGAAGGACUGUAUCUUGAUGAUAAUUCUGGGUGUAUGAGAUUCCCAUCCUACAAAUGCUUUUCGUGCUUCUUUUGACAGCUUCAGAGCAAUUUUUUGCAUGUGCGGAGCGUCCUCUUCGUAACCAGAAUAUAUCAGCAUCUCUUCCGAAGCUAAUCUUUUCUGUCCAGCUUGAGUCCAUUAGGUUUCACUUAUCCUGAGCACCGUCAAGUUACAUCCUCAUUUCCGUAGCUAUUUGACUGGUCCUCGCACAUUUCCGGACAUUCCAUGUACUUAUAUUAAUUCUUGCUCUCUGGUUGUUAGAAGGAGAAUCGGCAUCGUAACUCUCAAGAAAUCUGGGCUUUCAAAGUUGUAUUCUACGGGAUGAGGUUGCUGACCCCAUGUCUAACCCUCCUUUACCCGGGUCGAGAUCGGCAGUUGCCCUAGUAGAGCUACAUGCAGAGUUAGGUAUCAAAUUGGUCCGCCUGAAAUUCUAAUUACUAAUAAAGUCAGCUACAAAGCCGUGUCAUCGUGCUAACAGGCAUGCUAAUAAUGACGAUACUGAUAAUAAAUGUCUAUUUUAUAUUUGAUUGUAAAUUCUUCAUCUUAUCCAGUCUCCAGAUGUUCAAGCCAUUGUCCUCCACUUUUGCUCUUCUGUUUGUUAUUGUUGGCUUAGCAUUGGGCUUAGUAUAUUCCUAGUAAAUUAGACAUUCAUUUUCAUAAUGGAUUCUGCGCUUUAGACCUAGCAUUUUUCAAAAAAGCCAUCUCUUGUAGUAUGAAAACUAAUCUAGUGAUUCAUCAUUUUGUUAUGUAAUUGAUUUUUAAGAUGCUAAAAGACACCGGAUUGUAAAUGUAGGAUGCAUUGUAUAUGUGGAACUUCUUCCCACAUAUAACAACAGGGGUACUUCCUUUUAGCUUAAGAAGUGGUGAUUCUGAAAUUACAUUACGAAGGUUCAAAUAAACUAUUUCAACACAAAAUAAGGCACCAUAAGGCGGAAACAUCACGAUGAACAGUCCAUUUUGGUACAGAGAGAUCGGAUUGAUCUUUUUAUACGUUCUUUUCGUCAUGGCUUUUGAUCUGAAACCAAUCUUUCCAGCUAUUUUGUCACCGUUAAAACCAAGUCUUGGAAGGGCUGGCUUUUUCUUAACAGUGAUGUUUUCCAUGGCUCUGAACAUAAUGAAGAGCGGAGUCAGCUUAAGCGCAAGCUGAUAAGAAGUUUACGCAAUCAUCGUGAACAGUGGUGGGUGGCGAAAGCAAGAGAGAUGAAAAAGGCAAUAGGUAAUAACAGACAAUUGUUCAGACUUGUUAAUGAAACCGGUAUUAGGAAUCCAACUGUUAGCAAAACAAUUUCAGAGAAAGAUGGACAUAUUAUUCAUUCUCAAUCCAGGAGAUUGGAUCGAUGGGCAGAACACUUUAGGGAUCAAUUCAACUGGCCUUCAGCCACACUUCGAUUUCCCACGAUCUCCAGUCAACCUGAAUAGCAAGUUAAUUUAGGUCCUCCGCCUCUUUACGAAG